AUGACGAUAUCUUAUGACGAGGAGUUCUCCUCGUUGAUGCUACGAUGGAGAGGAUCCAUUUGGAAAGCCGUGCUAAAGGAUCUCAUUGGCUUUUAUAUCGCCUAUUAUAUCGUCCUCGCAUUUCAGUGGUAUUUGCUCGAUGAAAAAGGGAAAGAAUAUUUUACCGGAUGGAUUAUGUGGUGUGAAAUCGGAGCACAAUACAUUCCACUUUCAUUCUUGCUCGGUUUCUUCGUUUCUCUUAUUGUUGCCAGAUGGUGGGAGCAAUUCAACUGCAUUUCGUGGCCUGAUAAGAUGAUGAUCAUGGUCUCUGCAUGUCUUCCCGGCAACGAGAAUCUUGUUGUUCGUCAAACAAUCGCUCGUUGGAGCAGUCUUCAAGCGGCUAUUGCAUGGUCUGGAGUUUCAGUGAAAACGCUGAAAAGAUUCCCAACCGAAAGACAUAUGGUUGCAUCGAAACUAAUGACUGAAGAAGAAUACGAUCUGUACAUGAAUACGGAAGCGCCACAUGGAAAAUGGUUUAUUCCAAUUCUCUGGAUUGUGAACUUGAUCAAGAAACAGAAACAGAAGGGAGUCAUCGAUUCAAUUCAGAUGGAUAUGCUUCUUAAACAAGUAUACAGCUACCGUGACGGGUUCGCCAUGCUUUUUGUCUAUGAUUGGAUCAAGAUCCCAUUGGUGUAUACUCAAGUCGUAGCCAUUGCCACAUACGGAUAUUUCUUCAUUUGUCUCAUCGGAAGACAACCAAAACUUGAUCAGAGAAAAUUAAACUACGUUCUCGACAGAAACACUGCUAUUGCUCAUAUGAUGGCUUCCGAACUCUCCGAUCAACUUCCAUCGAUCGGAGCUCCAAUGGUUCCAGCUGUUCCACAUACAAGAGCUUCAUUCAAGAUUCAAGAUGUCAUUCCUAAAUCUCAUUUGGCUGGUUUCAAACUUUCAGACGCUGAAAUGAAAUUGAUUAAGCCAGAAGAUUUGGAAGAGCACGAAAGACUUUUGGAAGAGACAAAAGUUACAAACAGACAAAGAUUGGGAACUCUAGUCAGAGCUAUUGAGAAGAAAAGCCGUACGAACGCCACCAUCAACGAAGACGAUGAGGAGUGA
This is a messenger RNA of Caenorhabditis briggsae, 1092 nucleotides long. The record is from RefSeq and is a predicted model, not a curated record. The transcript is spliced from 6 exons. Gene Ontology annotation, molecular function: chloride channel activity. The coding region runs from base 1 to 1092 and encodes 363 amino acids. Lineage: Eukaryota; Metazoa; Nematoda; Chromadorea; Rhabditida; Rhabditidae.